AAAUAUACUUUGAUAAUGAUGCAUAGACCUUUUACUUAUUACCUUUUAAUAAAAGUUAAUGAUAAUAAUGAUAAACCGCUCGUACUCGAUGUUGAAUUCUUAUAUUUGAUAAUGAAAUAUGGCGGUUUUUUUAUUGUUAAAAACUCAUGCUCAAUGGCCAAUAAAGAUUUUUUUAUCUAUAGUGAUCGAAAUAAAUUGCUAACACCCUCUACCAUAGAGUACAGGGUUGAAAAGCUACUAAAACCGAAAGAAUUAAAAUCAUCUAUAAGAGCAUGUUACGAAGAAUUGAAUUCAGAAGGAGCACAGUUUAUAUUUAAAAAUUUUGACAAACUGUUUUCAGUGAUUGAAUUUAUUGAUCGAAUUGACUACCGAGACUUACACUAUGUUUAUGAAAAAAUUCUUGUUAAUAGUUUAAAUAUUAUCGCAUCAUUUUUCUCAAGUUAUGGAGAAAUUGAAGACAUGUCACUAGAUUUAAAACAACAGUUUACAAAUAUCAUAAAAAUGAAUGUUUAUCUCUUUGUUGAGUUUGUUCAUAGUUUUAACACAAAAUUUGAAACUGAUUAUAAACUAUUACUUCUUGAAACAAAAGGUAGAAAUAAAAAGCAAGAUAUGAUUCAGAAACAUACUUCUGAUUAUGAUUGGAAUUGGGAAGACAAAUUGAGUAUCGGGUUGAAAGCAAUUAACAGUAUUUUAUCAAAUAACAUUACAAAAUUGUAUGAUCCUCCUUAUAUUGAUCAUACUUUAAUAUCUUAUAUUGCUUCUUGUUGUUACACUCAGUUGGAAAAUCCUAGUAUUGCUUUUGUGCGAACUAAAUCGCUUCGUGACAGUAUUAUGCAAAUUCUAGUAAUAUUUAUUACAGACUAUGAUCAUGCAGAACAAUUUAAAAUCAAAGUAGUUCAACUGCUGAAAUUAUAUGAACAUUUGUCAUUGCCUCUGGCUAAAAUUGUUUUACAAGUAAUUGAGUCGGGAAAUAACCGAUCUUCAUUAAUUGAACUAAUUGUUAAAGAAAUCGCAGCAACAGGAGAAGUAGAAGGUAUAAAAGAAACAAAUAAUCAGGAAAUAACUGGUGGUAAAUCAUGUUGUGCUUUUCUUGUGGAAAUUGCCAGACAUUGCCCUCAAUUAUUAUUACCAAAUAUUGAACAUCUGUUGCCAUGCUUAGAAUCUGAUCCGUAUACUAUGAGAAUUUGUGUAUUAAGCGUCUUAACAGAAUUAAUUAUUCAUGUUUUAAAUAAUGAUGAGUUAAAUGAGCUUGAAAAAAAAACAAGAGACGAUUAUUUAAUAAUUUUACAAGAUCAUCUAUUAGAUGUAAAUGCAUUUGUCAGAUCUAAGGUUUUACAAUUAUUUACUGCCAUAAUAAAUGUAGACUGUUUACCAAAACAAAUGUAUGGAAUAAUAUUAAAUUGUGCUGAAGAAAAACUACAUGACAAAAGUUCAUAUGUUACAAAAAGUGCUAUUCAACUUAUCAAAACGUUAAUCAAAUUAAACCCUUUUAGUUGUGAUUUUACAGAAAACAAACUACAGGAUAAAUUAAAAGAAGAAAACUAUGCUUUAAAAUGUAUGAAAAUAAUGCAUAAAAUAAAAACAGAUAGUGAAAUUAACAAAGAAGAUAUGUGGCCAUCAAUUGAGACAUCUUUAAAAUUAUUUUUAGAGGAAUAUUUUGAAGAUACAAAUUUUGACCUUGGCGAAGUCGAAAUAUUAAAGGAUAUGGAAUUUCCUGAAGUUUUGAUGAAGAUAAAAAGUUCUAUUACUUUACACAAAUUUAAGUCCGCUUUAAAAUAUUUAUUACGUGGAAGAAAAACAUUCGAGGAUAAACCACUAUUUCAAUUGGAAGAUGAAAAUAAUUUGUCAAAAAAGUAUUAUUUGGCAUUAAAAAAUAUUUGGUAUUACGAUAAUACAAUGAUAUCAAUGGAAUUAAGUAACAACGAAAAUUUGCAACAAAUGAAUGCAGAAGAAUUACAUUUUCUUAUUAUCUCAACAGAUUCUAAAAUUACAUACCUUGAGGAUUGUGCCGAUUACUUACUUACUAUUAAAAAAGCAUUAAAUACUAUAAGUCAAUUGAUGUUUGGUAAUACUUCAUCAGAGUCAUUAGAAGCUAUUGAUUUUUUUACAACCGCAUAUAAAUUUGGUGUACCUCAUACUCAGGAUGGAAUUGAUGCUAUGCUAAUAUUGAUAUUUUCAUCUGAUUCUAAUAUUAAAGAAGCUAUGAUGAAUUCUUAUAAAACAGUAUAUUUGAAUAUUGAAGAAGACAAGGAAUCUUCUACUUCACGACCUGAAAUUAUUAUGAUCAGACUUUUAAAUUUAAUAAAAACUUUAAAUGUCAUUAAUAGAAGAGCAUUUAAAGUUUUACUAAAUGAAUGGAUAAAAAACAAAACACUAGAUGAUGAAUGUAUUAUGGUGUUAUGGGCAUGGUUCACUAAAUCUAAAGAUAUCUCUGAAGAAAAUCAAGUGGUUGCUGCUCUUAUUUUAUCCUUUAUUGCCAGCGCACAGCCAUCUAUUGCAAUGGGGAACUUAGAAAGUCUUCUUCAAUAUGGAUUAUGUGACAAUUAUCAAUUAUUUAUUUAUUCUUGUCAAAUAUUAGAAUCAAUUACUCUACAAGAUUUUAAAAGAUUUAGUGAAAAUCACGAAUUAGUUCAAAAAGUAUUGAAUGUAGUAGAUAAAUGUUUCAAUCAAAGUGAUGUUCAAAUAUUCAAUGAUGUUGCUUCAAAUGCUAUUAACAUAAUUUAUAAAUUGACAAUUAAACCAGAUAUUACUUGUGGAACAUUGAUUAGAAAAUUGUAUUCUGUUAUGAUAAACAAAAAUGAUCCUUCUCAGCAGGAAAAUAACUACUGUCAAUUGAAUGCUGUUAUGUAUGCAAAAUUGAUUUUUGUAAUUGGUCACAUUGCAUUACAGCAGCAUGAUCAUUUAGAAAAUUAUGUAGCAAAGGAGUUAAUUCGAAAAAUUAGAGUUAAAUACCAAACUAAAAAAUUAAAAAUGGACAAAGCUAAGGAAGAUGAAAAUGUACAUGAUUCUGAAGCUGCUGAAAUAGAGGGUAUAAAUGAUCAUAUUCGACAAAUUUGUGAUAAAGAGCUUUUAUAUGGAAAUGGAAUUUUGGCUAGAUUUAGAAAUUUUGUAAUAGAAGCAUGUAAUUCAAAUCAUUCAGAUUUGAAGGCAAAUGGUGUUAUUUCUUUAAUCAAAUUUAUGUUGAUUUCUAAUUCAUUUUGCCUCAAACAAUUACCGAUGUUUCUAAAUCUGAUUGAAAAUUCAGACAACUUGGAUAUAGUUGUUGAUCUCGUAUCUGGAUUUGGCUGUUUGGUUUUCAGGCAUCCAAACUUGUUGGAACCUUGUACUGAUAAACUUUAUGCAAGGUUACAUGAUAAACGUAAUUUAGUUCGCUAUAGUACUUUAAUGACUAUUAUAGACCUUAUACGUCAAGAAAUGAUUAAAGUUCGUGGACAAAUUGCUGGUAUUGCCAAACUACUUGUUGAUGAAGAUGAAACUAUUUAUUACACAGCAAGACAAUUUUUUAGAGUUAUUGCAGAAAAAGGAAACACUCUUUACAAUGUCUUAUCCGAUAUUAUUUCGACCUUGUCCAAUCCUGAAGAUUUGGUCCCAGAAAAUGAUUUUCAGUCAAUCAUGAAAUUUUUACUUCCACUAAUCAACAAAGAGCGCCAAAUUGAAUCUUUAGUUGACAAAUUAUGUAUAAGACUAAAAGAAUCAAAUAAUAAAACUCAAGAAUAUUAUAUAUCUUAUUGCUUGAUGCUUAUUAAAUAUACCGACAAAAGCCUAAAUAAGCUUUCAGACAAUAUAUCUUAUUAUACUGACAAACUUAAAAACCCUAAAGUCUACAAUAACUUUAAUACACUCAUAAGUGGAAAUUCUAAAAUGGCAAAACCAGCCACUAAAGAAAUAUUAAAUGAAUUAACCAGUAAGAUUGAAAAAAUUGUAAAAGAUGAAGACUUUGCUAUUCCGCUUUCACAAAAAACCCCAGGAAAACGUUUAAAUACAGCAAAAAAGAAAGCACCCAUAAGUAUUGCCGAUGAAUCCUCAGAAGAUGAAAUUGAACCAUUACAGUUAGUAACAAAACGAAGUGCUAGAUGUCGUAGCAAAGUUAAAAGAAGACUUAUGGAAAAUGAAAGUGAAGAAGAAGAAAAUGAUGAGGAAAUUGCUCGUUCAAGUGGUGUAAGUAAUAUUCAGAAACUUGCUCAAAUUAAAGCCAAUGAAGAUAGUGAAACCGAUGAUGGUAAAAUUAAUGUUAUCAAAAGAGCUACACGACAAAAUAAGUUUGAUAGUUUAACUAGUUCAAGUAAGAAAACUCCAUAACAUAAAUCCUAAAUAAUGACAUAACUUCACAAAAUAAUGUGUUUUUUUUUAUUUUAUUUAUUUGUGAAAUUUUUUAAUAUUCAAGUAUAUUAAUCAUAAAUGAUUAUUUAUUAAUAAUAUGUUGAUAAUUAUUGUCUGCAUAUCCUUGUUAUACCUAUGUCUGAAUAGGUUAAUAAUUAUAUUAAUAUGAUUAUUUGUUGAAUUUUUUUUUUUUUUAUGUAUAAAUAUAUUUUUUUACAAAUAAUUUUUAUAAUAUUUAAAUAUUGUAUUCAUCAUGUGUAUAAAUAUUAUAAAUAAUAUGCAUAUUUAGGGUUUAAAUAAACUUUUUUUUUUAAAUA
Molecule: messenger RNA, 4637 nt
Organism: Aphis gossypii (cotton aphid)
Lineage: Eukaryota; Metazoa; Arthropoda; Insecta; Hemiptera; Aphididae
Product: condensin complex subunit 1-like
Exons: 26
Coding region: 16-4299 (1427 amino acids)
Biological process (GO): mitotic chromosome condensation; meiotic chromosome condensation; mitotic cell cycle
Cellular component (GO): condensed chromosome, centromeric region; nucleus
Molecular function (GO): histone binding
Source: RefSeq, a predicted model, not a curated record